Molecule: messenger RNA, 2875 nt
Organism: Alexandromys fortis (reed vole)
Lineage: Eukaryota; Metazoa; Chordata; Mammalia; Rodentia; Cricetidae
Gene: Exosc10
Product: exosome component 10
Exons: 23
Coding region: 51-2783 (910 amino acids)
Biological process (GO): exonucleolytic trimming to generate mature 3'-end of 5.8S rRNA from tricistronic rRNA transcript (SSU-rRNA, 5.8S rRNA, LSU-rRNA); nuclear polyadenylation-dependent CUT catabolic process; histone mRNA catabolic process
Cellular component (GO): nuclear exosome (RNase complex); nucleolus
Molecular function (GO): single-stranded RNA binding; 3'-5'-RNA exonuclease activity; nucleotide binding
Source: RefSeq, a predicted model, not a curated record
CUUGGUCAGCCGGAUCAAUCUCGCGAGAAGAGCCACCCUAGGACGGAAAGAUGGCGCCUCCCAGUCCCCGGGAGCAACAGGCCGCGCCGGCCACCAGCGCGACCAAGCCUGACGAGGAAAUGGUGCUGCCUGGCUUCCCCGACGCAGACAGCUUCGUAAAAUUUGCCCUCGGGUCAGUAGUGGCGGUGACCAAAGCAUCUGGGAGCCUGCCACAGUUUGGUGACGAGUAUGACUUUUACCGAAGUUUUCCCGCCUUCCAGGCGUUUUGUGAAACCCAAGGAGACAGGUUGCUUCAUUGCAUGAGUAGGGUAAUGCAGUACCACGGGUGUCGCAGCAACAUUAAAGAUCGGAGGACCGUGACUGAAUUGGAGGACAAGUUCGAUUUACUGGUUGAUGCCAACGAUGUGAUUUUGGAGAGAGUGGGUAUAUUACUGGAUGAAGCAUCAGGUGUGAAUAAGCACCAACAGCCCGUCCUCCCUGCAGGACUGCAGGUCCCCAAAACAAUAGUGUCUAGCUGGAACCGGAAGGCAGGAGAAUAUGGGAAAAAAGCAAAAUCUGAGACUUUCCGACUGCUGCAUGCAAAAAACAUCCUCCGACCUCAGCUCAGAUUUCGGGAGAAGAUUGAUAAUUCCAACACGCCCUUUCUCCCCAAAAUCUUUGUCAAGCCCAAUGCUCAGAAGCCCCUCCCUCAGGCUCUCUCAAAAGAAAGGCGGGAACGUCCACAAGAUCGUCCUGAGGACCUGGACGUGCCCCCUGCCCUGGCAGAUUUCAUCCAUCAGCAGAGGACCCAGCAGGUUGAACAGGAUAUGUUUGCACAUCCUUAUCAGUAUGAACUCGAUCACUUCACUCCGCCUGAGUCAGUGCUUCAGAAGCCGCGGCCACAGUUGUUCAGACCUGUGGAAGAGACACCCUGCCACUUUGUAUCCUCCCUGGACCAACUCGUGGAGCUCAACGAGAAGCUCCUGGGUUGUCAGGAGUUUGCAGUGGAUCUAGAGCAUCACUCAUACAGAAGCUUCCUAGGAUUGACCUGCCUGAUGCAAAUUUCCACCCGGACAGAAGACUUCAUCAUUGACACCCUAGAGCUUCGAAGUGACAUGUACAUUCUCAACGAGAGCCUCACAGACCCGGCCAUCGUUAAGGUCUUCCAUGGUGCUGACUCUGACAUAGAGUGGCUACAGAAAGACUUCGGGCUCUAUGUGGUGAACAUGUUUGACACACACCAGGCAGCACGGCUUCUCAACCUGGCUCGUCACUCACUUGACCAUCUGCUGAGACUGUACUGUGGUGUGGAGUCAAACAAGCAGUAUCAGCUGGCAGAUUGGAGGAUACGCCCUCUGCCAGAGGAAAUGCUGACCUACGCCCGGGAUGACACCCAUUACCUGCUUUACAUCUAUGACCGUAUGAGGCUGGAGCUGUGGGAGAGAGGCAACGACCAGCCUGUCCAGUUGCAGGUGGUGUGGCAGCGGAGCAGGGACAUAUGCCUCAAGAAAUUUGUCAAGCCUAUCUUUACGGACGAGUCCUACCUUGAGCUGUAUCGAAAGCAGAAAAAGCAUUUGAAUUCACAGCAGCUGGCGGCCUUUCAGCUGCUGUUUUCCUGGAGGGAUAAAACAGCCCGCAGGGAGGAUGAGAGCUACGGAUAUGUUCUACCCAAUCACAUGAUGCUAAAGAUAGCCGAGGAACUGCCUAAGGAACCUCAAGGCAUCAUAGCUUGCUGCAACCCGGUCCCACCUCUUGUUCGGCAGCAGAUCAAUGAGAUGCAUCUCUUAAUCCAGCAGGCUCGAGAGAUGCCCCUGCUCAAGUCUGAAACUGCAGCUGGAGUGAAGAAGAGCGGACCACUGCCUAGCGCCGAGAGAUUGGAGAAUGAGCUCUUUGGACCCCAUGACUGUUCCCACGCCCCUCCAGAUAACUACUCGAUCACCCCAACUGAUGGGUCUGUGCCACUUCAGAAACAGCCAAGCCUCUUUGCUGAGGGCGAAGAAGAGAUCUCUGUGGAUGCCAGGUGCCUUUUUGCUACAGCCGUCAUCACUAUCUUUAGUGUGAGUAGCAAGAAAAUUCACCAGGGGAACUCAGGGUCCUGGGGUUGGGUGCUCUUAGCACAUGGGCUGUCUGCCUGGAGGUGGUGUGCAUGUCCUUCUGAGACCAGUGCCAGAAGGAAAGCUAGAGAGAGGUGUGGAUCAGUGUGGGGGGGGGUAUCUCCUGAGCACUGGGGUGCUGUGUGUAGAGAGGAAAGAGGCAAAGAAUGCGACUCUGAUGCUGGUGAGAAAAGGCAGCCUAGGUCUCCUGACAUGAAAGAGACCGGCACGGAUCCCCGGGAAUGUUGGGUGGACAAAUGGCAAGAAGUCCACAUGUGGUUCUUUCUCACAGCUGCCCGGAAACACGCAAAGGAGGAGUCUGAGGCUGCUGCGCUGGAACAGGCCAUCCCGGUGCGGCAACAGGCCGCACUAGAAAAUGCCACUAAGAAGAGAGAGAGAGCCACAAGUGACCUGAGGACCACAGAACAAAAGCAGGAGAAGAAACGGUUGAAAAGCUCCAAGAAACCCAAGGAUCCAGACCCCCCAGGAAAGGAUUUCACACCUUACGACUACAACCAGUCAGACUUCAGGGCCUUUGCUGGGGACAGCAAAUCCAAGCCCUCCUCCCAGUUUGACCCAAAUAAGCCGGCACCUUCUGGCAAGAAAUGUGUUGCAGCCAAGAAAUGUAAACAGUCGAUGGGGAACAAAAGCAUGUCGUUUCUGGCUGGGAAGUCAGACAGAGGCUUCCGGCACAACUGGCCAAAGAGAUAGUGUUGGAGAGAUUCCUGGAGCUGCAGGCAGUGUUACUUUGUACAAACCCAUUUUAAUUUUAGAAUCAUUAAAAUCCAUUCCUACUGAUAGAA